This is a messenger RNA of Gaeumannomyces tritici R3-111a-1, 1300 nucleotides long. RefSeq names its product serine/threonine protein kinase. Lineage: Eukaryota; Fungi; Ascomycota; Sordariomycetes; Magnaporthales; Magnaporthaceae. Gene Ontology annotation, cellular component: cytoplasm. The coding region runs from base 95 to 1300 and encodes 401 amino acids. The transcript is spliced from 2 exons. Gene Ontology annotation, molecular function: protein serine/threonine kinase activity; ATP binding. The record is from RefSeq and is a predicted model, not a curated record. Gene Ontology annotation, biological process: protein phosphorylation; intracellular signal transduction.
GCUCAGUGAUACUACCUCGAUCAAUAUUACUGGCUCGCUCAGUGAUACUACCUCGAUCAAGAUUACUGGCCCGAUCACGGAUAGCAUCUCGAUCAUGCUUACUGGCUUGACCACGGACAACGCCUCGACCACGGACAACGCCUCGACCAAGGAGACCAACCCGGCCAAAGCCAUCUCUGGCAUGGAGCCCGUUUUGGCAGUGCCAGGUCUGCUGACGACGUUUCUUGAGGAUUCCACGCAUCCGAUGGCCGCGUUCUGGAAGGAAAAGCCCGAGCUCAUGUCCUACGACAAGGCCGAGCAGCCCGUCGUGUAUCGCGACCAGACCGUCGGCUCGGGCUACAAGCUGCUCUACCGAGUGGGCGAUUGGUGUUGGCUGACGCGACAUCCCGUCACCCGAGAGUACCUGACCAUCAAGUUUCUUCAUCGCACCCCCAGGGGGAGCCUGGAGUUCGAGGCGCUCCGAUUUGUGCAGGAGCGGGUCUCGAGCCCUCAUGUCGUAAAGAUGGUCGAUUCGUUCACCCUCCCCCACCAUCUCGCCGAAGAACGCCCCGGCGACUACCCUCAACUUGACAACAUCAUGUUCCAGGCAGUGGUGUACAAGGCCACUGGGUCCGACCCCUUGACGACGGAUGUCUUCGAAGACAUGCACACCGGUGUUCACGAAAGGAUGCGCAUCAUCCGCGAUGUCGUGCUUGGUGUCGCCGCUCUUCAUGCCCAGGGCAUGGUCCAUGGAGAUAUCAGGGUAGAAAAUAUCGGUCUGGCUCUCCCGUCCCAUACCGAAUGCUCUCCCAUUGUCCCGGAAGAAUUGAUCGAGUAUGACUUUGUCAAGAAGCAUUCGUGCCCUUACUCGCCAGCGUUCCCUUCCCGCUCCAUGAUGCCAGUAGAUAUAGGUUUUGGGACGGGCCCUGCCAAGAUUCUCAACCUGAGCUACGCCUUCUGUGCAGACAUAUCAAGAGUUUACGAACCAAACGACUUCGGGGGCCCCGAGAACAGCAAACCACCGGAGCUACGCACUGGGAAACCCACAUCACUGCCUUUCAAGGUCGACAGCUGGCAACUCGGCUUGGCGAUCUACUGCGUGGCCACUGACGGAUACAAUCCCCUGUGGGAAACCUCUGGGGUCCCGGAUGCUAUGGAGAGAUGGACCGAGGUAGUGCUGGAGCGCUGGAAGUUAACGGACGACGACGACGAAGCCAACGUCAUACGGAUCAUCCUCUCCCUCCUGGAGCUGGAGCCCGGGAAGCGCAUGGAUGUCGUCGACUUGGCCAAGGAUGAGUGGUUGAUGCGCAUCCCGGCCUAG